AUGUAUGAAAUGGACAGUGAGAUGGGAGUGGAUAAGAGCUAUGGUUUGCAAGUGUCAGCACCACAACCAACUAUUGACGACGUGCUGCAGUACUUGGAGAGCAACCCCAGGGCUGCACAUAUCUCUCCUCACGUAUAUGGAUCAAGUUGCAGAGCGAGAGCAAGCGCUCCAGGAUCAGCUGGAGUUGUACGAAGCUUUCUCAGGAGAGGGGAGGAAGCAAUGGAGCCGGCAUUAGCGGAGCUGGUUAUCGAUAAGGCGGAGGCAAAUUUGGCACCUCUUCCCAAAGACAAUGGCGAAUAG
Molecule: messenger RNA, 300 nt
Organism: Thelazia callipaeda (thelaziosis nematode)
Lineage: Eukaryota; Metazoa; Nematoda; Chromadorea; Rhabditida; Thelaziidae
Source: the annotation of a GenBank genome assembly